Molecule: messenger RNA, 2173 nt
Organism: Oncorhynchus masou masou (cherry salmon)
Lineage: Eukaryota; Metazoa; Chordata; Actinopteri; Salmoniformes; Salmonidae
Product: solute carrier family 2, facilitated glucose transporter member 10-like
Exons: 7
Coding region: 191-1831 (546 amino acids)
Biological process (GO): circulatory system development; D-glucose transmembrane transport
Cellular component (GO): membrane
Molecular function (GO): symporter activity; D-glucose transmembrane transporter activity
Source: RefSeq, a predicted model, not a curated record
UUGAGACGCUUGUCUCUGCCACGUAGCUUCAACUUCCUGAUGUAAAGUCAUACAUUGUGUUGCUCCGAAGUUAACCAAAUGCAUCUUCAUCAGAAACAUUGUAAGAACAUGAGUCGAGAAAUGCCAACAUGGACUGAGCCUUGCUUGAACUGAAAUGUGUUUUUAGUUGAAGGAAUAGCAACUCAAUAUUAUGGGUUGCUCCACCCUGGCCCUCUCCAGUGUGGUGUCCACGCUUGGUGGCCUGGUCUUUGGCUACGAGCUGGGGAUUAUCUCCGGGGCUCUCCUCCAGCUCCAGGCCGAGUUCCGACUCACUUGUGUCCAGCAGGAGGCUGUGGUCAGUGCCCUUCUGAUCGGGGCCUUGCUGGCCUCCCUGGUUGGUGGUUGGCUGAUUGAUCGCUACGGCCGGAGGAACUCCAUCCUCCACAGCAACGUCCUCAUCCUGGCCGGGAGUUUGAUUCUGGUCAGCAACUCUUACUUGGCACUGGUGGUGGGCAGAAUCACGGUGGGCUUCGCCAUGUGCAUCUCCUCCAUGUCCUGCUGUAUCUUUGUAUCGGAGAUGGUCACCCCCAAGCACAGAGGUUUUUUGGUGACUCUGUACGAAGUUGGUAUCACUGUGGGCAUCCUGGGAGCUUACGCCAUAAACUAUAUCCUGUCCGAUGCCAGGCAGGGAUGGAAGUAUAUGUUUGGGUUAGCCAUCGUGCCUACUUUGGCUCAGUUUGUCUCCAUUUGGUUUCUCCCGUCCAAUGCCGGAACACCUGCAGCAGGCCAAAGGGCAGGUGCUCAAAGCCAAAGAGGUCUUAUUCAUUCCAUUGAGAAUCACAAAGUGGAGAAUUCGGCACAUGUUUCCAACAUACUCGAUAACCCACAGUACAGCUUUCUGCACCUCUUUCAACAGAAGGACAACAUGAGGACCAGGACUACCAUUGCACUAGGCUUGGUGAUCUUUCAACAGUUCACAGGUCAGCCCAAUGUGCUCUUCUACUCCUCAACCAUCUUUCAAUCAGUGGGCUUCAAGAGCAAUGCCUCGGCAGUGCUGGCGUCCUUGGGCUUGGGGGUAGUCAAGGUGAUCGCCACCUUGGUCUCCAUGGUGUUUGCCGAUAGGGUUGGCAGGAGGCCUCUGCUCAUUGGUGGAUGUAUAGUAAUGUCUGUGUGUUUGAUGACCAUAGGACUUUUGAGCGGGCGUUCAGUGGUCAACACCAACACACCCUGUAAUGCUGGGGAUUAUGUCAAUAACAGCACACCCCUAUCGCAGCUAACGGUGGAAAAUCAAUCAAACUUUGACAUUUCUGUCAGUCAACGCCUUGGACGUCACGAUAGGACCGAAGUAAGGCAUAUCGCUUACGAUGCUGAGAGAUCCUUAGGUACUUUGAUGCCAGUGGCUUCUCCAGCUGUCCACAAUGGAGUGGUGAACUGGAUCAUUUUAUUCUGUAUGAUGGCAGUCGUCAGUGCAUACUCAGUUGGAUUUGGACCAAUGACCUGGCUCAUUUUGAGUGAAAUAUUUCCUGCUGCGGUCAGAGGGAGAGCGUUUGCCUUCACAAACUGCUUCAACUGGGCUGCCAACUUAAUUGUCACAUUCUCCUUCUUGAAUGUCAUCAAUGUGAUUGGUUUGUCUGGGACAUUCCUUUCUUAUGGGCUGAUUGGAGUGGGAGCGGUGGUGUUCUUUUACUUCAUGUUACCAGAGACCAAAGGGAAAUCACUGGAGCAAAUAGACAGGGAGCUCUGUUUGAAAAGGGUACACAACAGUGAAGAAUGCUGUAACAUCCUUAGCAGGAGAAUCACUUCCCACGGGUAUCAAAGAGUGCACAUUGUUAGCUCAGCAACCCAAUGUUGAUCUGCAAGAAAAAUAACAGCAGUUUUCCAUUUCCAUCAAAAGUCAACCUAUACGGAGGUCAUCAUCUGGCAUCACCAUCAUCAGUUUAGGAGUCUGAGAUCGCUGAUCCACUGAGGGAGUCUUGCUCUAACCAAUGACAAUAUUGUCCUAUCCUUCACUUUGUUCUAUGUACAACCCAAGUAUGCCUAGCCUACAAUGUUUAUGUUUGUAAAAAUGUUUAACCAUUUAGAGAACCAUAAUGGAAAUACGUUUUCAAACUUUUGUGUCAUCCUCAAAGAUUUUAAAUGCAUUAUCCAAGUGUGGUUGUAUUGUGUUUGAAAUCAAAUAAAUCUAUAACCUCGG